This is a messenger RNA of Octopus sinensis (East Asian common octopus), 954 nucleotides long. Its product is annotated as membrane-associated guanylate kinase, WW and PDZ domain-containing protein 2-like. The record is from RefSeq and is a predicted model, not a curated record. Lineage: Eukaryota; Metazoa; Mollusca; Cephalopoda; Octopoda; Octopodidae. Gene Ontology annotation, biological process: protein localization to plasma membrane. Gene Ontology annotation, cellular component: apical plasma membrane. The coding region runs from base 1 to 954 and encodes 317 amino acids. The transcript has a single exon. Gene Ontology annotation, molecular function: protein binding; protein-membrane adaptor activity.
AUGAUUUCCACACUAAAGUCUGUUAAUAUUGAGAUCGACGUUAACCAGCCUGACAAACGCUUGGGUUUCUUCAUACAAACACAGCAGGAGGACAACAGUCACAAUGUAAUGAACAUCAUUUCAGACGGAGCUGCAGAGAGAGCAGGUCUCAGAGUCGGAGAUCGUAUAGUCAUGGUCAAUGGAGAAGAUGCAAUUAAUUUAUCCCACGCAAAACUUAUCAAAAAAAUUAAAAAAUCUAAACUCACUGUCUCUCUCCAAGUUAAUCGAGACGAGUCUUUAAGAACUCCUUUGAUAUCUACUCCUCAAUCACCGGAAGUGGAGGAGCCAAAUGUUCAAAGCGAGCAAGAAAUUGAAGAACCUAUUCCCAAUGAACCAGUCCAGGAACAAGUUCAAAACGAACCUCAAGAAGAACCAAUUCAGCAAGAAAUUCAAAAUGAGACUCAAAAUGAAAUAAUUCAAGAAGAAAUUCAAAAUACGCUACCUGAAAACACAGUACCUGAACAGCCUUUACAAGACGAGGACACAAUACAAGUCCCAGAACAAGCAGUGUCUCCAAGUUACACUGUACGAGAAUGCACAAUAAGAAUGAACGGGUCAGAAACAUAUGGAUUUAGUAUUACGUAUUCGCAAAAUUCACCAAGACAUGUGAUUUCAACCGUAAUUGAAGAUUCUCCUGCUUAUAAUGCUCGUGUUCGAAAUGAGGACAUUGUGAUCGAAGUAAAUAGAAGUAAUGUACAAGAUGAAACACACGAACAAGUUGUUGCUCGAGUUAGAAAUGGACCAUCAGAGAUAACCCUCCUUCUUGUAGAUCCUGUUUCCUGGAGUUACUAUACAGAUAACGGAAUUGAGAUUUCUAACCAAAUGCCAUCCAUUGAGUAUUUUACCAACAUUGUAGAAGGUUUGUUGAUAUACGGAUUAUUAAAGAUGUGGAAUAUCCUCGAAUAUGCAGAUUGA